Messenger RNA from Fonsecaea multimorphosa CBS 102226, 2712 nucleotides. RefSeq lists its product as uncharacterized. Gene Ontology annotation, cellular component: endoplasmic reticulum membrane. The transcript has a single exon. The record is from RefSeq and is a predicted model, not a curated record. Bases 1 to 2712 code for a protein of 903 amino acids. Gene Ontology annotation, biological process: dolichyl monophosphate biosynthetic process. NCBI's taxonomy places the organism in Eukaryota, Fungi, Ascomycota, Eurotiomycetes, Chaetothyriales, Herpotrichiellaceae. Gene Ontology annotation, molecular function: dolichol kinase activity.
AUGACGCCUCAGCAGCUCGUGAGAGAUUCAUCUGGCCGAUCCACGUCCCGGGAAAUCCACGACCAGCAUGACCUGACACUGUCGCGCACACCACGUCCAUAUCUUCUGCGGCCAGAGAGCCUGAGGACGGCGGCGCAUCCCCACCGACCUGACAAUGGCUCCGACGUCGUCUCCUCCAACGGAUAUGUUCCCUCCCCCAAACCCAGUCGUUCCGAGUCCAGCGAGAGCGGCACAGAGGCAGACGAUGAGAAGGGACCUUUUCUCAAGGGGCUUCCAGCGCCGCCUCCACGUUUGCACAAGGGACUGCGAGGAACUUCACCCGCCAACUUGACUCCGGCUCAUAGUCCGCUUCCCACCCCGCCAGCCUUUGUUGAAGGAGACGGGCCUCGAUUUUUCGACUCGACACAGAAGCCUGGGAAAAAGCAACAACGGACAAAGGAGCAGGUGAGAGACUAUGAGGCAUACAAGAAACGGAAGCGGCGCGAGAUUGUUCGACGAUGUACCGAGACCUCACUCCUUUGUGGCAUUGGGGUGGUCGUCUGGAACAGCAGAGGGGGCUCAACCGGUCUCAAGGACUGGCUCAACGAAGUCACGGCUUUUCUCUUGAUUCCUCCAUGCGUCUAUCUGCUCUAUCCGCUCAGGCUCACGAUGCGUGCUUUGGCUGCAAGAAGAUCCAUUCUGCAAGCACUCAGGCUAGGAUUCCACAUCCCCUCUCGAUUUGACCCUGGCCCUCUGUUAUAUCCGGUGACGCUGCCACUAAUGAUAUCCAUUUCUCUAUUUCACCAGAGUGUUGCGUUUCUCCCAGCAGCAAUCAUCUGUGGACUAUCGUCGAUACCCCCACUAAUCACAGCAACGCCCAAGAUUCCAGCCAUUGGCGUGCAUCUGCACUGGCUCUUGUCCAUCGUACCCCUACAUACCUCGAAAUACCGGUUAUCGUCUGCGUCAAUACCGAAGCCAUUGUCUCUGAAACUCGACCCCGGCUCUCCCUUGACCAGGGAAGACCUGGUGGUCUUAUUUCCGUUGCACCAGGCUUUAAUCUCGUUGCUCGGUUACCUCACGACCUCAAGUCUGGAUGUAUCAGAACUACAUCUCCUUUCGUCAGCACUGAUAAACCUCUACAUUUUCGCUCGGACGCCCCAGGCUGAGAUUCUCAAGGCGAUGAUAUGGCUGGGAGGGUUGAGCAUUUUCAUUACAUGUAAAAAUGUUCUGAUGUGGGAGGUCGCCCUAGCGCGAGUGCCCACUUGGAAGCUAUUGCGCUCACGGCGGCCCGGGGGGUUCAUCUCCAAGUUCGAUCAGUGGAUAUGCAGCUUCCUCGUACGCAGCCGACAUCAACGCGUGCAGGCGGACAGUUCGGACACUGAAGACGAGGUGCGGCCCAUGAAUUCUAUCCCGAGACUGAGACCCCGGUUGAAGCUGCAGCUUAAUGGCAGAGCUUUUUCUGCCACAGGAUCUGCCCAGGAGCCAGUGUCGGCGUUUGACGUGCCACUUUCCAAGGCUACUUCGUUGGAUACCGCGGCGUUGUCGGCACCUCUUCGACGAAAUACGUUCACGGCCUUUGAUCAGAGUGGCCGCAGGCAGCAGAUAGCAACCGCAAAGAAAGUCAAGCCAGCUCCGACUGGCCCUUCGGCGGCAUUCCUCGCAUUCAGCGUGGCACAAGCUCGAGUCCGAAAGUAUGCGUAUGCGGCGACCGCCUACCUGUUUGUGAUUGUCACAAUCCUGGGACCGGUUCGGCUCUACGUGGGUCAACGAGCGUUGUCGAACCAUGAACCCGUAGGUUGGGCGUUGGGAUAUUUACUCGGCAAUCUACCCAUCUUCCGACUUUGGGUGGUAAGCAACAACCUCGAACGAUGGAUCUGCCUCCCCGCUCGAGAAACGGACCGCGCCCUGCCGUUCAAGGACGGUGUUAUUGAAUAUGCCCGCCAACAUGCUCUUGGACCAGCCACUACACGCCUCAUCAUCUGUGCUUACUGCCUUUUGGUGCUCAUGGCUGGAAUAGCCGCGGUGCUUCGCCUCACGUCGGUCGUCGAAGUCGACACAAGACGCAAAGUCUUCCAUGGCAUCAUGGUUGCAAUGCUCUUGCCCACCGUAUUUGUUGACCCCUGUUUUAUUGCGUUGGCGCUCAGCUUGAUUUUGGCGAUUUUUCUCCUCCUCGACCUGUUCCGAGCGUCACAACUGCCUCCGAUCUCGAAACCAUUGACGGUUUUCCUGGCCCCUUACGUGGACGGGCGGGAUCAUCGCGGGCCUGUGAUUGUGUCGCACAUUUUCUUGUUGAUUGGAUGUGCAAUCCCGCUAUGGCUGUCCCUUGCUGCCGCCCCACGCGUGGGCCAAGAUCCUUGGGCUGGAUGGGAUACCACAUUGCGUGACUUGAGCAUGGUGAGCGGCGUUAUAUGCGUGGGAUUGGGGGAUGCAGCGGCCAGCUUAAUUGGACGGCGUUAUGGCAAGACGAAAUGGUACUGGGUCGGAGGGAAGAGCUUGGAGGGCAGCCUUGCGUUUGCGUUUGCGGUCACCUGUGGUCUGUCGGCGAGUUGGCUCUGGCUUAGAGUGGGCGGCUGGGCCUCGUGGCAUGGCGGCGAUUCUUUUAUACUCAUGCUGGGGAAGUGUGUGGUUGCGGGGACAGGGGCGAGCCUCCUGGAGAGUACCUUGACCGCUGCCAACGACAAUGUGGUCGUUCCGGUUGGACUAUGGCUGCUGGUCAGAGGCCUGGAUAUAUAA